Molecule: messenger RNA, 742 nt
Organism: Enhydra lutris kenyoni (northern sea otter)
Lineage: Eukaryota; Metazoa; Chordata; Mammalia; Carnivora; Mustelidae
Gene: RPL13A
Product: ribosomal protein L13a
Exons: 8
Coding region: 285-713 (142 amino acids)
Biological process (GO): negative regulation of translation; translation
Cellular component (GO): cytosolic large ribosomal subunit; ribosome
Molecular function (GO): mRNA binding; structural constituent of ribosome
Source: RefSeq, a predicted model, not a curated record
UUCCCAGGCGGCUGCCGAAGAUGGCGGAGGGGCAGGUCCUGGUGCUCGAUGGCCGAGGCCAUCUCCUGGGCCGCCUGGCGGCCAUCGUGGCUAAACAGGUGCUUCUGGGCCGGAAGGUUGUCGUUGUGCGCUGUGAGGGCAUCAACAUUUCUGGCAAUUUCUACAGAAACAAGUGCCCUUGGGAGUAUGGAUGUGUGUGUUGAAGAAGUUAGCAUGUGGCUGGGGGCUGAGGCCUCGCACGCUCUCUCUCCCCAGUGAAGUACCUGGCCUUCCUCCGCAAACGCAUGAACACCAACCCGUCCCGCGGCCCCUACCACUUCCGAGCCCCCAGCCGCAUCUUCUGGCGGACAGUGCGAGGCAUGCUGCCACACAAGACCAAGCGAGGCCAGGCUGCCCUGGACCGCCUCAAGGUGUUCGAUGGGAUCCCGCCGCCCUACGACAAGAAAAAGCGGAUGGUGGUUCCUGCUGCCCUCAAGGUGGUGCGCCUGAAGCCUACGCGGAAGUUUGCUUACCUGGGGCGCUUGGCUCACGAGGUUGGCUGGAAGUACCAGGCAGUAACAGCCACCCUGGAGGAGAAGAGAAAGGAGAAGGCCAAGAUCCAUUAUCGGAAGAAGAAGCAGCUCAUGAGGCUACGGAAACAGGCCGAAAAGAAUGUGGAGAAGAAAAUUGACAAAUACACAGAGGUCCUCAAGACCCAUGGACUCCUGGUCUGAGCCCAAUAAAAUUGACUGUUUGUUCCUCA